Pectinophora gossypiella (pink bollworm) is the source of this 1919-nucleotide messenger RNA. RefSeq names its product intraflagellar transport protein 56 (gene Ttc26). Gene Ontology annotation, molecular function: intraciliary transport particle B binding; protein binding. Gene Ontology annotation, biological process: intraciliary anterograde transport; intraciliary transport involved in cilium assembly. Gene Ontology annotation, cellular component: intraciliary transport particle B; ciliary basal body; ciliary base. Lineage: Eukaryota; Metazoa; Arthropoda; Insecta; Lepidoptera; Gelechiidae. The record is from RefSeq and is a predicted model, not a curated record. The coding region runs from base 65 to 1732 and encodes 555 amino acids. The transcript has 12 exons.
CGAAGACGGAAUUGUAUUCAUUUCUUAGACUUAAAGUUGUUUAAUAAUUUGCUUAGGAUAAAAAAUGAUCCUGUCCCGCUCGAAGCCGGCUACGGACAGCCGCGUCAGCACCGGCUCCAACUCGGCCAAGAAGCACUUCCCUGAGCUGGAGGACUUUGUGCUCAAACGGGACUACGUUGGCGCUCUUACUAUGCUUGAGUUCCUGAAACACGAAGGCAACAAGGACGUGUGGGUGGACGUGUGGACGGCGUGGUGCUGGUUCCACCUGGGGGAGUACGCGCAGGCGCUGGAGGCCUACCAGCGCGUCAAGAUGAGGGACGGCCUCGACGAGCGUGUGACCGACAGUCUAGACAUAGACAUAGCUGUUUGCUACUUCUACCUGGGCAUGUACGAAGAAGCAAAAAAAUCAGCCGAGACGGCUCCUAAAUGUGCUUUAAAAACGCGAUUGCAGUUCCACCUGGCCCACAAGUUGAAUGAAGAGGAGUCCCUGAUGCGGUCACACGCGGCGCUGCGUGAUGUGCCGGAAGACCAGUUAAGUCUGGCCUCCGUGCACUAUCUCCGCGCUCACUACCAGGAGGCCAUCGAUGUUUAUAAGAAGUUGUUGCUAGACCGAAGGAGCUACCUAGCCCUGAACGUGUACGUGGCACUGUGCUACUACAAGCUGGACUACUACGACGUGUCGCAGGAGGUGCUGGGCGUCUACCUCGCCCACCACCCCACCUCCACCGUCGCGUGUAACCUGAAGGCCUGCAACCUGUUUCGACUCUACAACGGCAAAGCGGCCGAAAGUGAACUGAAGCAAAUUUCGUCGGAUCAACAUACUUUUGGCCAAGACUUGGUCAAACACAAUCUAGUUGUGUUCCGAAAUGGGGAAGGUGCACUGAAGGUGUUGCCGGAGCUGGUGGACGUGGUCCCCGAGGCGCGGCUGAACCUGGCGGGGUACCGGCUGCGUGCGCGGGAGCCGCUUGAAGCGCGCGCCUUGUUGGAGCCGCUACAACCUACCUCGCCGCUGCACUACAUCCUGCGCGGCGUCGUCGCCUCCAGGCUAUUCAACGAAACCGGGGAUGAUGAGCAGCUGAAGGUCGCACAGCAGAGCUUCCACCUGGUGGGCAGCUCCGCGUCGGAGUGCGACACCAUUCCGGGCCGCCAGUGCAUGGCCUCCUCAUACUUCCUGGCCAACCAGUUCGAGGAGGUGCUCGUCUACCUCAACUCCAUCAAGAGCUUCUUUGUCAACGAUGACACCUUCAACUUCAAUUACGCUCAGGCUAAAGUAGCGACGGGCGCGUACCGCGAGGCGGAGGAAUGUCUGCUGGCGAUACAGGAUGAGAGCGUCCGCAGUUCAUUCACGUACCUGGCGUGCCUGUGCCGCUGUCACGUCAUGAACCGCGACGCACAUCUAGCCUGGGACAUCUGCCUCAAGGCGGCUGGUACUCCAGACAGUUUCGCACUGCUCCAGAUCGUGGCCAACGACAGCUACCGCAUGGGACAGUUUCUUGUGGCCGCGAGAGCCUUCCAAAUGCUGGACAGGCUAGACGGUGGUCCAGAGAUGUGGGAGGGUCUCCGCGGCGCGGUGUGCGGCUGCGCACAAGCCGCGGCGGCCAGCCGGCCCAACGCGGCGGGGGACCUGCGCGAGGCCCUCGCGCUGCUCAAGGGCCCCCGCGCGCACCCCCGCGCCGACCACAUCCUCCGCCCCAUCACUCGCUGGGCCCAACAGCAGCGGAUACCCGUCUAAUCGGAAGUCACUUGCCAUGUGACUUAACGCCUCAAUUUCUUUUUUAUUGGAAUUUUCGUCUACCUGCGUUUUUGUUGCAUAAGUAACUUUUUAAAAGUUCUUAACUAAUCAACUGAAUUGUUUAACAUUUCAAUUGUUUCGAAUUACUUUAGUAAAAUUGGGAAAUAUUUGUCGCCUUAGAGGCAUA